UGUAAACAAAGACUAACUACCAGCAAUACAUGGCGGAGUGGCUGGCUAGUCGCCUAGUAGAUUUAGUUCUCGACUCAAACGUUGUCGGUAAACAACGUGAUUCGCGGUUCACAGAAACAAGUUCAGAAAUAAAUCUUGCUGCCACGCUUAUCGAGAAACGUAAACACCUCCACCUUCUGUGGCAUUGAUUAACUAAACAAAACAAAAACCAUGAAAGCCCAGUUUUUGUUGGUGGCCCUUGUUUUAUUUUUAACAGGCAAUUCAAUAGCCACUGCAUUCGCUGACAGUAAAUCCGAAUUAUUUCCAUUAUCAAUAAUUCACAUUAAUGAUUUUCAUGCUAGAUAUGAACCCACCGAUACAUCUGGGGGGGCUUGUGAAGCUCCUGCGGAAUGCAUAGGAGGAUAUGCACGUACUGUGUAUACGGUGCGACAUUUGUUGGAACAACAAAAGGAUAAGAAUGCGGUGUACUUCAAUGCAGGUGAUAGCUUUCAAGGAACUUUGUGGUACAAUGUGGGACGUUGGAAUGUGACCAGUGAAUUUCUGAAUCUGCUGCCAGCCGAUGCCAUGACUUUGGGAAAUCAUGAAUUUGAUCAUGGCAUUGAUGGUGUAGUACCCUUCUUGGAAAGCCUUGAAAGUCCCAUGCUGGUGGCCAAUAUAGAUGCUAGCAAUGAACCUACUAUGGUGGGUAAAUACAAACCCUCAAUGAUAUUAGAAAGAAAUGGCCGCAAAAUUGGGGUAAUAGGUGUAAUUUUGGAGACAACCUAUGAUCUAGCCAAUACCGGCAAAUUGAUAUUCCGCAAUGAAAGUGAUGCCAUACUGGAGGAGGCAGCCAAAUUAAAAGCUCAAGGUGCCAAUAUAAUUAUUGUCCUAUCCCAUUGUGGUUAUGAUGUGGACAAGAUCAUUGCCCAAAGAACUGGUUCUGUGGUCGACGUUAUUGUUGGUUCUCACUCCCACACAUUUUUGUUUACUGGCGAUAAUCCUCCUGGUCCUGACAAACCAAGAGGAGAUUAUCCCACCAUAAUUGAUCACAAUUCAGGAAGAAAGGUUUUGAUUGUUCAGGCUGGAGCCUAUGCCAAAUAUGUGGGAAAUAUAACGGUCUACUUUAACAACGAAGGCAAUGUAAUCGAUUUCGAGGGAGCACCUUUAUACAUGGGCAAUGAGGUGCCAGAGGAUUCUAGGGUACUACAGGCAAUGGCACCUUGGAAAGAUUAUAUUGAUAUGAGAGGAAAAGCAGUAAUUGGGGAAUCUCAGGUGGAUCUUUUGACAAAUACAUGCGAUUCUGAGGAAUGUAAUUUGGGUAAUUUUUUCUGUGAUGCCUUAGUGAAUGCGUUUCAAGGUAUAAAACCAAAUCGCAGAUCCUGGAGCGAUGCAGCCAUAAGUUUGGUUAAUAAUCGUGCUUUAAAAUCAUCUUUGCAUAAAGGAAAUAUCACUUAUUCCCAAAUGAUUGCCAUGGCUCCAUUUGAAAAUACCCUAAUUGCCUUUGAUUUGCCUGGUGAAAAGCUAAAAGAAGCUUUAGAAUUAUCUGUUCGCGAUAUGGACCUUAGCAAGGGCAUCAAUCGUAGUUACAUCUUCUUGCAAGUUUCAGGACUUAAGAUCACCUAUGAUCUACAACAGCCUAUUAAUCAACGGGUUGUUGGCUUAAAAGUUCGUUGCGCUGAUUGUCGUCGACCCAGAUAUGAGGCUUUCGAUGGAUCAAAACCAUAUCGAAUUGUAACUUCAAACUUUUUGCAGAAUGGAGGAAAUGGUUACGUCAUGUUCAGAGAUUAUGGUACAAAUUUGAAAUCAUACUCGCGUGACAUUGAUGCCCUUGUGCAAUAUACCCAAGAAUACUCGCCCAUUACCACAGGCAUAGAGGAACGCAUACAAUUUGUUUGAACAUGAGAAAGACAACUUAUUACAUUACAGACAUUGAAUCUCAAUAAAUUUUCACCUAUCCAAGAGGAGAUAAUUUUACGUCAUUAGAUAUUUGAAACCUAUCUUAUCACACUAUGAAUAAAUACCAUAUUAAGAUGAAUUGUAUCUACCUUUGAGGAUACAUAAACUAA
Messenger RNA from Stomoxys calcitrans (stable fly), 2045 nucleotides. Its product is annotated as apyrase-like. Gene Ontology annotation, cellular component: plasma membrane. The transcript is spliced from 8 exons. NCBI's taxonomy places the organism in Eukaryota, Metazoa, Arthropoda, Insecta, Diptera, Muscidae. The coding region runs from base 211 to 1875 and encodes 554 amino acids. Gene Ontology annotation, molecular function: 5'-nucleotidase activity. Gene Ontology annotation, biological process: AMP catabolic process. The record is from RefSeq and is a predicted model, not a curated record.